AUGGCAACACCAUACCAUCCUCAAACGAGCUACCAGGUCGAGGUGUCUAAUCGGACGCUGAAGUGCAUUCUGGAGAAGACCGUGAGUAUCUCUUGGACUGACUGGGCAAGAAGGUUAGAUGAUGCAUUAUGGGCUUAUAGAACAACAUUUAAAACACCGAUUGGAAUGUCACCUUAUCGGCUCGUUUAUGGAAAAACAUGUCAUCUACCCGUGGAGCUAGAACAUAAAGCUUAUUGGGGGACGAGGACACUGAACUUUGAUUUAAAAGCUGCUGGCGAGAAGAGAAUAUUGCAAAUCAUUGAGAUGGAUGAGUUCCGCAAUGAUACUUAUGAGAAUGCUCGGAUUUACAAGGAUAAAACUAAAAGAUAA
Juglans regia (Persian walnut) is the source of this 369-nucleotide messenger RNA. RefSeq lists its product as uncharacterized. The record is from RefSeq and is a predicted model, not a curated record. The transcript has a single exon. Bases 1 to 369 code for a protein of 122 amino acids. Gene Ontology annotation, molecular function: nucleic acid binding. NCBI's taxonomy places the organism in Eukaryota, Viridiplantae, Streptophyta, Magnoliopsida, Fagales, Juglandaceae.